Molecule: messenger RNA, 2518 nt
Organism: Solanum dulcamara
Lineage: Eukaryota; Viridiplantae; Streptophyta; Magnoliopsida; Solanales; Solanaceae
Product: prolycopene isomerase, chloroplastic
Exons: 14
Coding region: 493-2340 (615 amino acids)
Biological process (GO): carotenoid biosynthetic process
Molecular function (GO): oxidoreductase activity; carotenoid isomerase activity
Source: RefSeq, a predicted model, not a curated record
AGAAACCUAAUAAAUAACUAACCAUUUACCAAAGCCAGUAAGCACCAAAAAAAUUGGCAAGCAAAAAAAUACCAUAUUGUCUCAUCUCCACUGGGAAUCACAAAAGUGGAAUCAUGCCAAUCCACUUCUCUUUCCUUUUCAAGCACUACAAACAAGGGAAGAAUUCUUCACUUUGUUCAUACCCUCCUCAUCAAAAUCCACCUAAAUACUUCUCUGACUUUGCUCAUAUACUUUAUACAGCUAACCAGUCUGGUAGGCUGAGCCCUAAGAGUUGUCAAGAUUCCAUUUUUAUAGUUGUUGGGGCCUGUAAUCUUGGAAUUUGAACAAUUUAAAGUGACAAGAUUCAAGAUUUUACAAUUCUGUCUGCUUUUGCAGUUGCAGAAGGAAAGAAUUGUCAAGAUUCCAUUUUUGUAGUUUAUGGUAUCUGUAAUCUUGGAUUUUCAACAAUUUAAAGAAAAAAAGAUUCAAGCUUUUUGAAUUUCUCAGUACGAAAUGGGCACCUUGAAUUUUAUGUUUCCUAAUUCACUUCUUGAUGGUACCUGCAAGAUUGUAGCUUUGGGUGAUAGCAAACCCAGAUACAAUAAACAAAGAAGUUCUUGUUUUAACCCAUUGAGAAUUGGAAAUUGUACUGAUCACCAACAGCUUUAUGGCCUGAGUUGGGGGGUGGACAAGGCUAAGGGAAGAAGAGGGGGUACUGUUUCCAAUUUGAAAGCAGUUGUAGAUGUAGACAAAAGGGUGGAGACCUAUGGAAGUAGUGAUGUAGAAGGAAAUGAGAGUGGCAGUUAUGAUGCCAUUGUUAUAGGGUCAGGAAUAGGUGGAUUGGUGACAGCGACACAGCUGGCGGUUAAGGGAGCUAAGGUUUUAGUCUUGGAGAAGUAUGUUAUUCCUGGUGGAAGCUCCGGCUUUUACGAGAGGGAUGGUUAUACGUUUGAUGUUGGUUCAUCAGUGAUGUUUGGGUUCAGUGAUAAGGGAAACCUCAAUUUAAUUACUCAAGCAUUGGCAGCAGUAGGACGUAAACUAGAAGUUAUACCUGACCCAACAACUGUACAUUUCCACCUGCCAAAUGACCUUUCUGUUCGGAUACACAGAGAAUAUGAUGACUUCAUUGAAGAGCUUGUGAGUAAAUUUCCACAUGAAAAGGAAGGAAUUAUCAAAUUCUACGGUGAAUGCUGGAAGAUCUUUGAUUCUCUGAAUUCAUUGGAACUGAAGUCUUUGGAGGAACCCAUCUACCUUUUUGGCCAGUUUUUUAAGAAGCCCCUUGAAUGCUUGACUCUUGCCUACUAUUUGCCCCAGAAUGCUGGUAGCAUUGCUCGGAAGUAUAUAAGAGAUCCUGGGUUGCUUUCCUUUAUAGAUGCAGAGUGCUUUAUUGUGAGUACAGUUAAUGCAUUACAAACACCAAUGAUCAAUGCAAGCAUGGUUCUAUGUGACAGACAUUUUGGCGGAAUCAACUACCCUGUUGGUGGAGUUGGCGAGAUUGCCAAAUCCUUAGCAAAAGGCUUGGAUGAUCACGGAAGUCGGAUACUUUAUAGGGCAAAUGUCACAAGUAUCAUUUUGGACAAUGGCAAAGCUGUGGGAGUGAAGCUUUCUGACGAGAGGAAGUUUUAUGCUAAAACCAUAGUAUCGAAUGCCACCCGAUGGGAUACCUUUGGAAAACUUUUAAAAGCUGAGAAUCUGCCAAAAGAAGAAGAAAAUUUCCAGAAAGCUUAUGUAAAAGCACCUUCUUUUCUUUCUAUUCAUAUGGGGGUUAAAGCAGAUGUUCUCCCACCAGACACUGAUUGCCACCAUUUUGUCCUUGAGGAUAAUUGGACAAAUUUGGAGAAACCAUAUGGAAGUAUAUUCUUGAGCAUUCCAACAGUUCUUGAUUCCUCAUUGGCCCCAGAAGGGCACCAUAUUCUUCACAUUUUUACAACAUCGAGCAUUGAAGAUUGGGAGGGACUCUCUCGGAAAGACUAUGAAGCGAAGAAAGAGCUUGUUGCUGAAAGGAUUAUAAGCAGACUUGAAAAAACACUCUUCCCCGGGCUCAAGUCAUCAAUUCUCUUUAAGGAGGUGGGAACACCAAAGACCCACAGGCGAUACCUCGCUCGUGAUAGUGGUACCUAUGGACCAAUGCCACGGGGAACACCGAAGGGAUUACUGGGAAUGCCUUUCAAUACCACUGCUAUAGAUGGUCUAUACUGUGUUGGCGAUAGUUGCUUUCCAGGACAAGGCGUUAUAGCUGUAGCCUUUUCAGGAGUUAUGUGCGCUCAUCGUGUUGCAGCUGACUUAGGGUUUGAAAAAAAAUCAGAUGUGCUGGACAGUGCUCUUCUUAGGCUACUUGGUUGGUUAAGGACACUAGCAUGAUAUCUACUUGUUAAGCUUAAAAGAAACAUUUGACACCCAAAAAAAGGAAAUGAGAAAUAGAACUCUGAAGAUGAGAAUAAUAGGGAUUACAUUAUCUUGAUCAACUUCGCGCAUAAGCUCUUCGAUGGGGAUAUUGCUUAAACCAAACUUAUCACAAGCCUUUUGGAGCUCAUCCUGC